Messenger RNA from Fulvia fulva, 4869 nucleotides. Its product is annotated as E3 ubiquitin-protein ligase listerin. Bases 1 to 4869 code for a protein of 1622 amino acids. Gene Ontology annotation, cellular component: cytosol; RQC complex. The record is from RefSeq and is a predicted model, not a curated record. Gene Ontology annotation, molecular function: ribosomal large subunit binding; zinc ion binding; ubiquitin protein ligase activity. Lineage: Eukaryota; Fungi; Ascomycota; Dothideomycetes; Mycosphaerellales; Mycosphaerellaceae. The transcript has 3 exons. Gene Ontology annotation, biological process: ribosome-associated ubiquitin-dependent protein catabolic process; rescue of stalled cytosolic ribosome.
AUGAGCAAGCGGCAAUUCAAAUCCCAGGCGAGCAGUGGCCGUGUAGGAGGCGGUUCUGGUGGCUUUGGCAGUAGUGCGGCCGGCUUUGCUUCUUCGGGCUCAUCAGUCCUGUCCUACGUCCAGGAGCCGCCGGACUACUCGGCCAUCAGCGACUCCAAUGUCGUUGUGGCGUUCAAGAAUCUUUCAAAGAAAGACAAUACCACCAAAGCCAAAGCACUCGAGGAUUUGCAGAGCUUCCUCAUCACAAGCGAUCGAGAAGUAGAAGACGCGAUCGUCGAAGCAUGGGUCAGACUCUUUCCUCGCUUAUCCAUCGAUAAUGCUCGCCGCGUGCGUCAAUUAGCACAUCAGCUCAACGGGCAGCUUUGCGCGAAAUGUGGUAAGCGGAUAGCGAAACACUUGCCACGACUGGCUGGACCAUGGCUGGCAGGCACUUUCGAUGCGGAUCGGAUGUCUGCGAAAGCCGCUCAAGACGCCCUCUCUGCAGUGUUUUCCACGCCAGAAAAGGUGCAAGGCCUACGUAAAACUUUUCAUGAACCCAUCAUUGAGUACUGCAGGGACGCUCUCCUUAACGAGACUGUGCACACCCUUAGUGAUGAGCGUUCUGUCAGUUCCGAUGAUGCAGCAACCACUUUCGCUCGUGUAGCAGCUGGCAGUAUUGCUGUUGUCGCAAGCUUGUUGGAACCCCUUUCACAGGAGGAUAUGUCCAAGCAAAGUCACAUUUAUGGGCAGAUCCUGGACGAUGGCAAGCUCUGGGACUGUUCUACUCACGCAGACGCUAGCGUUAGGAGGGCAGCGCAUAGAUUGAUUCAUCUUUGCGCCAAGACACACCCGACCCUGAUUGAGGGUAAUCUGAAGACCGCCAGCAAAGCAUAUGUCUAUAAGGGACUACCAUCCGACCAGACGACAUCCGCAAUCGACUUUGCGCAAACGCUAUUCGGCUUGACUGUCGCAUUUCCAAGCAUAUGGACGGAAGCAUACACUGGCAAGAAGCCGGCAGUGUCGCGCUUACAGCAGUUCUUGAAGCAUGGCUCAUAUUCCGGCAGCGCUAGCUUCUGGGAAAUCACCACGGACCUCCUCCGCAAGCUCCCACCGGAGGUGUUCCCGAGAAGCUACGAUGAGAUCUCAGGUUUAUUGCUCGCCGCGCGAGAUGGCGUAAGCAGAAAAGAGGAACGUUUUACUGCAUCCGCUGCAUGGCCGACUUACUUCAUCUUGGUCGACCUGGUGACACGACCAUUGUCAGAUGAAGAUGCCGAAAAUCUGCUUGAAGCAUUUGCUAUGCCACCUGUCAACCAAUACUUGCAUCCAUCCGAGGAGAGCGCGAAAUGGAGCAUAACGGGCGCAAGAUCGGCAGCACUUGUCGCACGAGUGGCCAUGAUUCACCGCCUACCAUUGCUCUUGGAACGGAAGUGGCCGCAUCUUGCUGAGAAAGUAGCCGAAGCCGCGAAAAUGUCGCAGCCGGAGCAAUCGAAAGACUUCGAUAAGUCCCAGAAACAUGUUGCUUCCUGUGGAGAGCGAUGGGCUGAUCUCCAAAAAGAGUUUUACGCCAGGGAGGACACCUGGCCAAGUUCUGUCUUGAUGACUUUCGCAACCGCAAACACGAAGGUCCUGACACAGUGCAUUGCUCUGCUGAAGACGCGCAAUGGCAAACCAUACGGAGCAGCAGCGGUCAUUGAGCAGCAACUGAGGGCCUGCGGUCCCCAGCUACUGCAGGACACAGGCUUCCGCCAGACGCUCUCGGACUUCGUAACCAUGGAAGUCCCGAAGCUCAUGUACAGUCCCUCGCAGAGACAUCUCGUGCGAUAUCUCUAUGCGUUAGCGGUGGAUCCCCACUUCCAGGAUGCCUUUCGCGAAACCCUGGCAAGCGUACUAGAUGCAGAUGAGCCAGAGCAGCAGAAGUCAAGCGCUUUGCACGCACUGUUUCCAAUGAACAUGCCUUUGGAAGCCAUAGAUAUCGCUCGCGCGGAUGAGCGGCUGCAAAGUGUCCUGGCCGAGCAAUUGACAGAUUCAAGCCAGGCUUCACUGCUAGCUGACACAUUCAAGCUUGGCAUUGCAUCCGGACAGACUACGGACACUGUGCUGACAAAGCUGCUGGACGGAUUGUCUCUUGAUGGCCCGGGCGUGUACUCGAGUCUCACCGCGUUCAACCAGCUGGCUACUAGUAACCAGACAGUCAUUCGAGAAUUUGUCGCCAAGGACACUGGUACGAAAUUACUGCCAACUGUGCUACACCUCGAGCAGUCGCAGGAUGACACCAUCGCCGAGGCGGCUACAUCACUGUCAGGUCGUCUCUCUACAGCCAUGGGCGAUGCCGCGGCAGAGGCCAAAUUUGGUACCAUCAUGCACAGCUUGGAGAGGACCUCGAGCGCAUCACUGCCGAUCGAGGCGGUUCUCGAUCUGACCGACAAGACUAUUGGAGAUGACGCUGACCCUGCGAUAUUUAAAACACUCUUACCAAGCAUCAAACUUUGGCAAGCCUCGAUAGUGGCAAUGAUGAAACCACCAAAGGCAUCAAUCAGCCUUCUCAGUUCGCUGGGCGGCGCUGUCCAUCUUGUGCGCUCAGAAGCCUCCAGUACCAGCACUCGUGCACAGUAUGAUGCGGAGGGUUUGUCGCAAGCGUUACGCCUUGCGAUCUAUCUGGCGAAAUUGCUGAGUAGGCCGGGAGCACUACAAAGCCUCAGCGAUACCGCUGUCCAUUUCUUGGUACUGCUCAAUAUCUGCGUACUGCUAGCGGAAGACAGUACAAGUAUUCUCGACGCCAAUGGUCUGUGGCUUGCUUCGGAAAGCCGAGCACUUGAGCACGAGGUCAUGGAUUUCGUUGCAGACGCUAAUGCUGCUCUAAAGCUCUACUGGGAUGAUGCAACAUCGAAUCUGCGACAGCACGAAGACGCAUCGUUCUUUGGUGCGGUCCAGUCACUCGUUGAGCAGCACGAGGCAGAAUCGCCGAUGUCAUACUAUGCAGCAUUGGUGUCUGCAAAAGCCUACGAGAACAUCUUCGAGCUACAUGGAUAUUCGACAGAUCGUACAAAAUCGUGCGAAGACAAACUCAAAGCUCAGAAGGGUAGCAAGGACCGCAUCUCGCUGGUUUCCCUCCUCGUUGGCUCUGCACAGCCGCUAUCAGGGAGUCAGCCUCUCAGCCGGCUAUUCAAUGAGCUUGUGUCGCAUCUCACCGACUUGAGAUUGGAAUCAGACAAGCAGCGUGGCCUGGAGCUACUCAUCACUCUGAACGCUGUCUUGCACACGCAAGAGGAUAUCGCAUCUUCAGUGCAGAAGACUCGUGUGAUCUUCUUCGUGAAGCACAUUAUCGCGUGGUUGACUGCGGAGACAUCGCCUAUACUCGCUGCGGAAGUCUGCAAAUCUCUGGCUGCAUUGCUCCCGACCAUGUCAGACACAUAUGGCGAACACUGGUCUCAGAUCAUUCGUUUCUUGGAGAUGUUCUGGUCUUCGCCGACUUCCGUGUCUGACGGCACGAUCGUGUCAGAGACCGGCGUCCUGCUUGUCCAUGCAUCGCUCAAGCUCUACGCGGCCCUUGAGCGGCUCGCAAAGGACGAAGAACCAAAUGACGAUCUUCUGGAUGAAAUGAAAGAGCACAAAGGCAAUCUCCAUAACGGCUUGAUCGAAUUGCUCAGAUCGUCCAGCGGGGCAUCUGACGAGAACCACCAGCCGCUCAUGGUCACGAACGAGGUACUUGCAAGGGAAUUGUCUAGGGCACCUUUCAAGCCGGUAGCUGAGAUGGAAGAGCUAUUCGGUCUUCUGUACACCCCGUCGCAUGCUAUUCAGGGUGCUGCAUUCGACCUGCUACACAAGCAGAUACCUGCUGCCCAGGAGCAGAUUUCGUUCGAUGCUGCGUUGGACAAUAAGACAGCAAAGCUGCCAGAUGAGCUACUCUCACUCAUUAUCGAUGCUCCUACACUCGAUACGUUAGCUGACGCAUCCUUCGACCGGGCCAUGCCAUUGGCGUUGCAAGGGUACCUUUACAGCUGGCGCUUGCUGUUCGAUCACUUUACCACCUCGAGCUACCGAGUGAAAGAGGACUAUGUGGAGCAACUCAAGGAAGGCGGAUACUUACCCGGCUUGCUUAGCUUGGUGUUCGACUUUCUUGGCCACUCGAGAGGGAGGCCUAUCGACGCAUCGAAGUUUGAUGUCCAAAAAUACAUUGGCGACAGCGAACCAAGUCCCGAGAAGGACGUCCAGUGGCUGCUUAGCCAUCUCUACUACCUCGCGCUCACGAAUCUGCCCAGCAUGGUGAAGUCUUACUUCCUUGAGAUCAGGUCCCGACAAACCUCACAAGCUGUGGAGAGCUGGACGGCCAAGUACAUCUCGCCCCUGCUUGUUACGGCCAGCCUGCAGUCGGUCGCAGAUUGGGCAGAGAAGAGCGUGAAAGAUGAUCCAGACUACGAGAACAUGAGCGUCAAGGUUGGUAUGCGGAGCAAAGAAAUCAACGUCAGCUAUCUGGUCGAUGAGCAGACAAUGGCUAUCAAGGUGAUCUUGCCGGAUACCUAUCCUUUGAACUCUGCCAAGGUAGACAGCGUUAAUCGCGUGGCUGUCAAGGAAGAGAAAUGGCGGAGCUGGCUCCUCAAUUGUCAAGGCGUUAUUACCUUCUCGGCAAGUCUCUGCACUUUCCCAGCAUGGUUUCAAAAUGGCAGCAUCACUGAUGGCCUAUCUGCUUGGCGGAAGAACGUCGUUGGCGCUCUCAAGGGUCAGACUGAGUGUGCCAUCUGCUACUCGAUCAUAAGCAGCGAAAAGCAGCUUCCGACUAAGCGUUGCCCGACUUGCAAGAACUUGUUCCAUGCAGGAUGUCUGUUCAAGUGGUUCAAGACUAGCAAUGCUAGCACGUGUCCGCUAUGCAGGAACCCGUUCAACUUCAACUGA